This is a messenger RNA of Carcharodon carcharias (great white shark), 114 nucleotides long. RefSeq names its product dolichyl-diphosphooligosaccharide--protein glycosyltransferase subunit 4-like. The record is from RefSeq and is a predicted model, not a curated record. Bases 1 to 114 code for a protein of 37 amino acids. The transcript has a single exon. NCBI's taxonomy places the organism in Eukaryota, Metazoa, Chordata, Chondrichthyes, Lamniformes, Lamnidae.
AUGAUCAUAAAUGCACAGCUAAUGAUCUUUGCCAACAUGCAGGGGGUGUCCUUUAUCAUCCUUGUUGCCCUGUACCAUUAUGUUGCUGUUAAUAACCUCAAGAAGCUGGAAUAA